Molecule: messenger RNA, 1018 nt
Organism: Cajanus cajan (pigeon pea)
Lineage: Eukaryota; Viridiplantae; Streptophyta; Magnoliopsida; Fabales; Fabaceae
Product: LOB domain-containing protein 4
Source: RefSeq, a predicted model, not a curated record
CUCCUUAAGUCCACCUUCCGAUCCCCUCUCAACUUCUUUUUUUUCUUUCAUCAUUUUCAUCCCUUUUGCCACAUUGUUAAGACCUAGUUAGCCUCCAAUAUUAUUUUGUUUGAGGAUUAGGGUUAGGUUAAUCUUAUAGCUCAAAGGGCUUAGUACAUUGCCUUGUUCUUCAACUUGGAAGAACAUGAAGGAGAGUGGUAGAAAACAAGGUACAAUGUCGCCAUGUGCUGCAUGCAAGCUUCUAAGAAGGAGAUGCACGAGGGAUUGCGUGUUUGCUCCUUAUUUUCCUGUUGAUGAACCCCAGAAAUUUGGUAGUGUUCACAAGGUUUUCGGGGCUAGCAAUGUGAACAAAAUGUUACAGGAAUUACCUGAACACCAAAGAAGUGAUGCUGUUAGUUCGAUGGUAUAUGAAGCAAAUGCAAGAGUGAGGGACCCUGUGUAUGGAUGUGUGGGAGCCAUAUCCUCUCUUCAGCAACAAGUUGAUGUGCUCCAAACCCAAUUGGCACUUGCACAAGCAGAGGUUGUGCACAUGAGAAUGCGCCAAUACUCAACACCAUCAUCAGAUCAACAACAACAACAACAACCCUCAUCAGUGCCUCAUGAAGCCUCCAAUUCAUCCUCAGAGAACUUGUACGAAUCAAGCAGGCUCUUGACUUCGAAUACCAAGUCCCUUUUUGGCAUGGACAUGGUCGUUGAUCAGGCCAACAACAUGGGCCAAUCCUUGUGGUCAUACUAGCUUAUUAUUAAUUAAUUAAUUAGUUUGUGGCAUGCAUAUAUGCAUGCAUGCCUUCACUUUAUCACUAUUAUUAUCACGGGCUUGCUUUAUUGUCUGCCUCAUUAGUGUCUUUUCUGCUUUCUUUAUACCCUAGCUUGUUCUCAUGACUGAAAGGACAUCAAUCUAUCUCUCUGCAUUACCAAGAGGAUGAUGAUGAUGAUUAUUAGUUAGCCUUAGUGUAAAUGUCUAAACUUGUAAUUAUGAGUAAUCAUAUCAUUUGUAUUAAGUUGACUACACUUUUUA